This is a messenger RNA of Lindgomyces ingoldianus, 1430 nucleotides long. RefSeq names its product 2-ketogluconate reductase. NCBI's taxonomy places the organism in Eukaryota, Fungi, Ascomycota, Dothideomycetes, Pleosporales, Lindgomycetaceae. The record is from RefSeq and is a predicted model, not a curated record. Gene Ontology annotation, molecular function: glyoxylate reductase (NADPH) activity; NAD binding; hydroxypyruvate reductase [NAD(P)H] activity. Gene Ontology annotation, cellular component: cytosol. The coding region runs from base 237 to 1295 and encodes 352 amino acids. The transcript is spliced from 2 exons.
GUACGUCAUCAGCACUCUGUCGGCAAGGCCUUUUGAUAUUCGCAAAGAAUCAAUUGCACCCACAGCGCUAUCUCUCCCAUACGACCUCACAAUGCCCGCCAAAUGCACUCCCCGGAAGUCGUCGGGCUUCUCGCCGUAUCAAACGUCUCUACCGAGCCGAAACUUCAACUCGCCAUGACUGAAGAGAGCAUGCUCCCGCCUGUCUCAAAGCUCAAAGCUCCUUCCUGUAAGCAGCCAUGACGAAGCCAAUUAUCCUCCAUAUCGGCGAGCCAAUCAAGUACAACCACGAGUUCUACGAGAAAGACUUCCUGUCACGAUUCGACGUCAUCCAAAAUGAAGAUCUCGAUCGCGAGGCUUUCAAGAACGCAUUAAGGAGUAACAAGUAUGGCAACAUCUCCGCCGUCUUCCGCCCACACUUCCAAACCGGCGGCGAAAUGGGCCAAUGGGACGACGAACUGAUAUCCCUCCUCCCCUCCUCCGUCCGCAUCUUCGCAUCAGCCGGCGCGGGCUUCAACUGGGCCGACGUAGAUGCGUUGGGCAAGCGGAAAAUAUGGUAUGCGAAUGGAGCAGGAGCGUCGGACGAGGCUGUAUCAGACACUGGCCUCUAUAUGAUCCUCUCCGUCUUCCGAAAUUUCACGCGGGCACAACUUGCAGCACGAACAGCGGAUCCAGAAGUCUUUAAUGAAGCACACAAAUCAAUUGCGAUGAUAUCGCAGAAUCCGAAGGACCAUACCCUCGGGAUUGUGGGGUUGGGGAGUAUCAGCAAGAAGUUGGCGUAUAAGGCGAGAAUGGCGCUGGGGAUGGAUAUACACUACUAUGAUGUUGUCCAGGCGAGUAAGGAGGAGGAGAGGUCGCUGGGAGCCACGUUCCACGCAUCGUUGGACAGCUUGUUGAAAGUUGCGGACUGCGUUUCCUUGCAUACACCGCUGAACAAAUAUACCAAAGACCUUAUCGACGCCCGCGCACUGUCGAUUAUGAAACCAGGAUCCCGCAUCAUCAAUACAGCACGAGGGCCUGUGUUGAACGAAGACGCGCUGGUACAUGCUCUAGAGAGCGGGCAUAUCAGCGCUGCAGGCUUGGACGUACAUUAUUAUGAACCUCAGGUUUCGAAGAAGUUGGCGCAGAUGCCGCAAGUUACGCUGACUACGCAUAUCGCGGGAGGUGCGCUGAAUACCCGGAUUAAUUUCGAGUUGAAUGCCAUGAAGAAUAUUUUGAGGGUUGUAGGCCCUGAGGGGGAGUUUACUAGAGAGGAGCCGUUGACGCCAGUUAAUGCGGAAGCUUUUCACGGCGGGUAGAUAUUCCAAGGUUAAGGAAGGCUAACAAAGUCAACACGUGCACAGACAACUCAAGAUACAGUCCUCGCGCUUCAUAUCUCACCUUAGGGUCCGAAAUGCUAUAUUAUAUAUGUGAUAUUGCGGUGUGACCUCGAG